UAAAAACGCUUGACACGACGACGCCUCUGCGCAGUUUUCAGUGCACCCUCGAUCUUCGAUCAUCCACAUUCGGACGCAACGAACAACGCUGUUGGUGAAGCAAACCAUGAAAAAUCGUUGUCACUGCAAAGUUGAAUUUCUUCCGACGAUGCUUCUUCCGCUCAUCGCUCUAUCGGUUCUGGGUGGCGCCCUUGCCCAGGUCCCCGGUGUGAAUAAAUGCCCGGAUAUCACUACCGAUUCACAUUUCAACGUUACCAAGUUUUUAGGAAGGUGGUACGAGGCAGAAAAAUUCUUCGUCAUUUUCGAGGCGUUUGGUAAAUGCAUCACAGCUGAUUACACUGCCGGCCAAAAUGGCACGAUGAACAUGGUCAACCGACAGAUCUCAACAGUCACUAGAGGCAGUUCGUCGGUCGGAGGAAUCGUUUAUACCCCCGAUGCCUCCCAGCCUGGCAAGCUCAAAGCUCUUUUGAACAUUGGGCUUUUUCACCCCGAAACUGAUUUCUGGGUUCUGGGAACCGACUACCAAAAAUACGCCAUUAUCUAUACCUGCGUAAACUUACACCUGGCGAACUUGCAGUUUGCAUGGAUUCUGACCAGAGAGAGGAACCCACCAGACUCUGUGAUCACACAAGCUCGAACUGUCGCCGCUAGCCAAGGUCUCGAUACGUCUCGGUUCAUGAAAACAGACCAGAAGGACUGCUGAUGAGUCGAGCUAUAAAAUAAUGUAACUUAAAUUGUAUACUUGGAUUGCAAUUUAUUUAGUCUUAUAUUUAUUAACAGUCUACCGAAUAAAAAAUUUACUUGCAACAACA
Messenger RNA from Venturia canescens, 812 nucleotides. Its product is annotated as apolipoprotein D-like. Gene Ontology annotation, molecular function: pigment binding. The record is from RefSeq and is a predicted model, not a curated record. Gene Ontology annotation, biological process: response to reactive oxygen species; lipid metabolic process. The coding region runs from base 107 to 703 and encodes 198 amino acids. Gene Ontology annotation, cellular component: cytoplasm. NCBI's taxonomy places the organism in Eukaryota, Metazoa, Arthropoda, Insecta, Hymenoptera, Ichneumonidae. The transcript is spliced from 4 exons.